AGCAGUUUGUUGUUGGUGUCUGUCCGUGCGACCCACAACGUGACAACGUUGUGAACCUUAGUUUACAGUUAACACUGUGCGAAAGUAUAUUUAAACGAAGUGAAUUAGCGUCGUUGAUGUGUUUGUGUCAUUAACAAGUUUUGUAUGAACGAAACAGAUGCUUCUCCGAUUAUUAAAACUAUCUUAAGACAUAAAUGUAGUAGAUUUUUUGCAGGAAUACAUUUAUUUUGCUAUUGAGCUUGUAGUGGAAUACGUUUGAAAGCUACAGUGACUGCAGAUACUGACUGAAAAUCUGCGCUGGUUAAAAAAGUCAAGAAAUAUGGACCAGACAGCAUUUGUCAGUGGUACUACAUAUUGUGCCCAUAUGGGAACAUCAUAGGAAUUGUACCAGCUAAAAUUAUUUAUGAAGGUUCAUUCCAUGACUCCUCAUAUUGUCAGUUGACAGGUCAUGAACAUGGUGAGGCCAUCAAAGGUAUCCCACCAGGUAGCACGUGCUGCACCUGGUUUGCAUCUGAUGUGUUCUGUAACAAACCAACAGUCUCAUUCAGUCUCUGCAAACCCUGUGACAUCUGCCAAAGAUAAUAAGAGAAAUAACAUUGCAUGUUCUACUGAUCCUCUUUAUGGAACUAUUCUCAACAGCAGCAGUUCUGUUAACAGCGCCAUAGGAGACAGUGAUGUUGAACUUCCAUUAAUUAUGGCUAAUUUGAAGUUACGUGAUGUUGGAAGUGAAGUACCAGAUGCUGUAAUCCUGGAAAAUAUGGACUCUCAAAGAAGGAUCACCAGAAGCUGUUCGAAGCCAACUGAUUUUGCUACACAGAACAGACGAUGCAGUUUGAAACCAGCCAAAAUGGAUGUGGCAGAUAUUGAGAGUUAUUAUUUGAAUAAGAAAUUUCAGAAACCACUUGCGAGACACCUGGAAACUAUAUAUGAGGAGCCAGUAAUUAGAAAAAAUGGUUCAUGUUGCAUUCUUGGGCCUAAGAAACCAAGAAAAAUAAUAUUUACGGGGAUAUCUAAAGCCAAAGAAAAGAAGAGGAAAGCAAAUAUUAAAAAACUGAGUAGAAACUUUGCGUCUAGAAGGGCCAGUUUCUCAGCAGAUGAUUUUUUAAUGCAUUUAACUGGCAUAAUGUUGGAAGAUGUGAGCAAGACUGACAUAUGACCUUGAAAUAUUAGUAGCUGAAAUGUAAACAGGAUUAAAGUUCAAAAUCAAUUUAAGGAUUGAUUGAGAAGAAGCAUGGACCUGUGGACGUAUCUCACAAAAAUAUGAACAACAGUUAUCUCCUGUAGUGCCAAAGUGCUACCAAAUUUGUCAUGUACCAAACUGUUUCAUCUAGUGUUCAGAAGAGUUCCCUGAAGAAAGUGAAUGGACAGAUUGUUGUUUGUAACAACAGAUUUCAGAGGCAGAAAUCAUAGACAUGUGAUGAUUCGUUUGAAAAAUCCUUGACUAUGACGUCAACUGUAUCAGUGUCAGAAAUAAAUUUGUUAAGUGGCUUAAUGUUAAAAAAAGAAAACUUCUUGUGUGGUCUAGUGUUUCAGACCACCGUAAAUUUGAACAUAUUAAAUUCUAGCUGAAUUUGCUGGGUAAAGGUCUGCUAGUAAUCCUAGUACUUGCGUAAUUGUAAUUACCAUAAUAACGAGGAAUUUUUCAAAUGCCAUAAGCUGAAAUACAUUGAAAGUAUCACCUAAAAUUAAAAUAUUGGUGUUGUAUAUUACUGUACAAAUUAACUGGUUCUUCAAAUAUGUAUACAUUCACUAUUUUCACCAAUUUGGAAUUUCUUUGUUGAAAAAAUUAUUCAUUUUUCUUACAUAUCAUCACUAUGUAAUAUAAGUAUUUAUAAUAACAUUAAUUUUCCCAUAUAAUUUAAUUCUGAUUUUUGUCCUAAAUAUUCAGAAUUGUACGUAACCUUUUGUGUGGUAUUGAUAUUGAAAUUUAAUUGUAACUCAUUAUAAGUAUAGUAAAACUAAAUUUUAGUAUAAUUUAUACUGGCGCAGAUGUUAUCCAACAGGGUAACGCUGUGCACAUAUUUUUUUUUUUUUUAAUUUUUAUUUUUUUUUCCCCCUUCACAAUUCUGAAAGUAACAUAAUUAGGUACAUCUAGCAACAUAAAAAUUUUGGCAGAUUUA
This is a messenger RNA of Schistocerca cancellata (South American locust), 2120 nucleotides long. RefSeq lists its product as uncharacterized. The transcript has 4 exons. NCBI's taxonomy places the organism in Eukaryota, Metazoa, Arthropoda, Insecta, Orthoptera, Acrididae. The record is from RefSeq and is a predicted model, not a curated record. The coding region runs from base 449 to 1156 and encodes 235 amino acids.